Molecule: messenger RNA, 2699 nt
Organism: Bactrocera tryoni
Lineage: Eukaryota; Metazoa; Arthropoda; Insecta; Diptera; Tephritidae
Gene: Or22c
Product: odorant receptor 22c
Exons: 8
Coding region: 1-1203 (400 amino acids)
Biological process (GO): detection of chemical stimulus involved in sensory perception of smell; sensory perception of smell
Cellular component (GO): plasma membrane
Molecular function (GO): olfactory receptor activity; odorant binding
Source: RefSeq, a predicted model, not a curated record
AUGCGCCGUCUGUUGGGUCCACAGGUGCCCAUCGAACGCAGCUUCUUUCGCAUUCCGCGCUUUUCGGCUCGCGUCGCCGGUUUUUGGCCACAAUCAACUAAUCGGCAUCGUUCAUGGCUAACUGCGUUGCGUUUCUGCGUGAAUACCUUUGCCGUUGCCGUCGGCGGUUUCGGUGAGGUUUCCUACGGUUUCGUUUAUUUGCACGAUCUUUUUAGCGCGCUCGAGGCUUUCUGUCCGGGAAUUACCAAGGUCAUUUCACUAUUGAAGAUGACCAUAUUUUUUGGGCGCCACAAGCGUUGGCAACAUGUGAUUAAUAGUAUGCACCAAUUGUUGUUGCAAGAUACCAGCGCCGAAAAGCGCCGCAUCGUGGAGCCACUGGCCUCGUUUGGUUCCGCGUUGUCCUUUGUGCUGCUCUUAUCUGGUUCGCUAACGAAUACAUUUUUCAACAUUUUGCCGCUGCUAAAAAUGGGCUACUACAAGUGGCAGUCGCUGGAAGCCGAGCUGUUAUUGCCUUUCAAUGUUAUUUUGCCGGAAAUGUUCGUCAAUUGGCCAUAUUACCCUGCUACAUACCUGGUGCUGACGCUCUCCGGCGCCAUGACGGUUUUCACUUUUAGCGCAGUCGAUGGUUUCUUCCUCUGCGCCUGUGUGUAUACGAGUGCGUUGUUUCGCAUGUUGCAACAUGACAUACGUAACGCAUUCGCUGAAUUGCAAGAACUGGAGCACUCAACGUUGGCGCAAAAUAUGCGGAUACAGCAUCGAUUGGCGGUGCUCGUUGAGCGCCACAACAAAAUCAUCGAUCUGUGCAGCGAUUUCGCUUCGGAAUUUUCACUCAUCAUCCUGAUGCAUUUCCUUUCGGCAUCGCUGGUGUUGUGCUUCAGCAUUUUGGAUUUGAUGUUGAACUCCUCUUCUGUAGGCGUGUUGACUUACAUAUUCUACAGCAUCGCCGCUUUAACUCAACUGAUUCUCUAUUGCAUUGGCGGCACUUAUGUCAGCGAAAGCAGCUUGAAAGUAGCUGAGGUCAUAUAUGACACCGACUGGUAUAAGUGCGAUGUGCGCACGCGUCGCAUGUUGUUGCUGAUGAUCUGUCGCGCACAGAAGGCGAAAACCAUACAGGUGCCGUUUUUUACGCCGUCGCUGCCAGCUUUUCGUUCGAUCGUCAGCACAGCUGGUUCUUAUAUCACACUUCUGAAGACAUUCCUGUGAACAACGAAUUCGUUCCAUUCAAACGUUUUAGUGGACUUAUUAAUUAAAUACACAUUGACCUAUUUAUGACAAAAUCACAGCGCUAAUAAUGAAACAUAAUUGAACCCAAAAAAACCUUAUGAUGUGGAAAACGAGAUGAAGGAAGAAGAAUGAAGAGUAGUCGCUGCGCAGCUGUAAUCAUCACUUUUGCCCAACAAAACAGAGGGCAAAUCAACAUAUACUAAUUGGUACAUGACAUUUCCUUAUCGUUUCAGCGACGUAGAAAUAUAAAUUCCAUGACGAAAAGCUAUAAACAAAGAACAAAAGAGAUCUGAUGCCAACAUAAUUAAAUUUGAUGCGAUCAUAAAGAUCGUCUGAUAGUGAAGACAGUGCAACUUUAGAAAUUCUAAUUGAAAAAUAUUAUUCAAUCGGCCGACUGACAUUAUAUGAGCGCCUGGAACAAGUGCUAAACACCAAACAAGGCCGCUGGAAAAAUUUAAAACGUUUCUACUAACUGAUUUUUUUCACCAUCAGGCGAACAUAAAAAUUGCAUGCGAAUUUACAGAAUACACAAAGAACAACAAUUUCUGUAAAAUUACCAACAGUGUGACACUGGUGCCAUAUGAACCUUCAGCACAACAAUAAAGUAACAUCUGCCAAUCAAUACUAAAACUAACAGUUCUUGCAUUCCUUAGCUUCUGACAACAAUAAAUCAAAUUUUUAUUUUCCUUUUGUUAUCUCUUCCUUAUAUAUAGGGUGUACCAAUAGUAAUGCAAUAUUUAAAUUCGCAAUCAUUUCAAGAUCUCUGCGCAUUUGACGAAUAUAAAACGCUAUUCCGAUCAUAUUUUAUAUGAAAGUUUUGAACAGUGGCCACCAAGCUUUCAUUAUUUUUAAAUAUUGAUUAAUAAUGAAAAUAUGUUAUUCAUUUUUACUAAGCCUAAACUGUCAGCUGUCGGUUUGUUUUGUUUAAAGGGUUGUUAACACUUUACUGCAUAAAUGGCGACAAAUUUAAAACUUGCGCUAAUUUUGGAACACCCUGUAUUUAUUGUAACCUUGCUUUAAUUUUGCGCGCCUGGUGCAAAUGAAUUGUCUCCAUAUGAUAGUUUGGGUGCGUCGGCUGAACGAAAUGUAUGAGUAUAUUAGCCGAAUGACUAGGCGCCCAUAAAAACCGUGCAGGUUACAACAAUGCACACUAUGCAAACAUUAGUGACACAGCGACACCCUCAGGGAAUGAACCACUGCUGUUAUCUUACUUAACAGCAUGCAGCUAUGUUAAUUACAGUGCUCGUUUAACAUAGUUGGUGCAGUUGCCUAUUGCUGUUUAUGUUCGCCUGGUACUAAUUGGCAAUUUGGUAAUUUCAGCGUCGCGCAGAUUCCAGAAAUGACCACAGGGUGCAUCAAAGGCAAUGAUUUUGCUUAUACUAGUUUUAGAAUUUCAGGAUUUUACAACAGUAAUAAAAAUGUAUUUAUGAGAAUGGAAGGAAAGCGUUUUGAAUAAUAAUUACAAAAAUAUUAAA